UAAGCUUGGCCAAGCUACUAUUUUGGUCGUCACAAGUCCCCCUGUUUACUCUGGGAGCAUGGGAGCGGACAUCAGGACUGUGGUCCUUGCAUUGGAGAUCUCCAUUUUCCAACCUUGUCGUCGCAAAGUCUGUUUUCAGGCCGGGCAGAAGGUAAAGUUUGUGCCAGCUCAGUGGAUUAGAAAGGACCUAAUUUCAAAAUGUGGAACUCCAGAUCCUCCCUGUUCCAGUUCUGUUUGUGUCUGGUGGUUUGUACGGGCUUCUGCACCUGUAAACCUCUCAAUAAUGACAUCCGGAGUGAGGACCCUGAGGGACUCUACUCCCAGCUGUCAGAGGAGGAUCUUCUAGUGGAGGAAGAAGACGACUUCAGGAUGGAGGAUCUCCUGGGAACAAUGAAGGAGGACUUUCUGAGGAAACUCAACCUGUCGGAUGUUCCUCAGGAAAACAGCAAGAUCUGCCCUCCUCAAUUCAUGAUGGAGCUCUACAACAAGUACGCCUCGAACAGCUCGGCAAACCCUCAGUCUGAUGUCAUUCGAAGCUUCACCGUCCAAGAUAUCCCUCUCUCUGUGACAAACGGAACAAAGUCGAGGCACAGGCUCCACUUCAACGUCAGUAUCCCCAACCAUGAGAAGAUCACCACUGGUGAACUGCAGCUCUUCUUCUUCCCAGAAGCCGGAUCAAGGGUCCCCUCCCACAAUGUCAUGGCCACCAUCAAAGUCUAUGAAGUAGAUUACAACACUUUUCCAGCCACCACCCAAGUGGUGGUUGGUAAAGAGGUGACGGGCUUUGAGAGCACGUGGGAGACUUUUGAUGUGACCACAGCUAUUCAGAGCUGGAUCAAGUCGGGCCAUGGAGCAUUGGCGUUUGACGUUGUGGUGGAUGGGAAGGAUUGUGGGGCCUCUGAAGACGAAGAAGAAAGCGCAGGCUGUUUGAAUUUGAGCGUGUCGGUUGGAGAUAAUACUUCAGCGGCUUUGAUAGUCUUCUCAGAUGACCUGGGUAGCAAGAGGAUGGAAACAAAGAAGGAAUUAAGGGAAAUGAUCCUGCACGAGGAAGAAACCAUCCUACACUCCGGCGCCGGAAACGAGAUCCCGGAGGUUCAACAACCACGGAGACAGAAACGAAAGGCAGAGAGGGAAUACUGCCGGCGGUCCUCUCUCAAGGUCAACUUUAAGGACAUCGGCUGGGACAGCUGGAUCGUGGCGCCUCCAGAAUAUGACGCCUUUGAAUGUCGAGGUCUGUGUUACCACCCGUUGACGGACGAAUCAACCCCUUCAAAACACGCCCUCAUCCAGACGCUGAUGAACAUCAAGAACCCCAAGAAGGCUAACAUGGCCUGCUGCGUCCCCAUCAAACUGGACCCCAUCACAGUCAUGUAUCAGGAGAACGGACGCCUCACUAUAAGAUACCUUUAUGAGGAGAUGAAGGUGGCAGAGUGUGGCUGCAGGUAGUCAGAGAGAAUUGGUCUGCUGGUAGCCCAGGCGAUCAUAAUGGUUCAAAUGUUGCAUUUGAUUCAAGUCAGUCUGAUAUAUUUGUUUGGCCAGUAGAAGUAAGCUACCCCAGCUGGAAGAGGAAUGUAAAAUAUAACUUUAUACAUCCCAAUUUUGCAGCAGCUGCAGUUUAAAAAGUGCGUAGAACAUAGAUGGGUUGAAUUUUAAAACGUAACAGCAUUAGUGAAAGUGAUUAUGUUUACCAGGUUGACAUGAUGUUAGCAUGGUUACAUCUACAGCACUCAAGACAAGUAUAGCUGAGGUUUGUCGGCUUCAUUGGCUUCUCGGGAUUCAAAAAAACCAAAAACGUCUACCUUGUGGAACAAAAGGAAAGACAGUAGAUCACCAAAGUCAUAGGAGCUGUGUGGCAUUAAUGUCUGAACAAAAUCUCAUGGUAAUCUGUCAAAGGGUUCUUAGAACCAAGCCGCUUGCAUUACUAGCAGUAUAAUAAAGUCAUGCAAUUUCUUGCAUUAAACAUACUUUUUGUACCUUUUUACACCGUUGUCAUGAAACAAUGCUGUGGCAUUUACAGUAAAUAAGUCUUAAACUCAAAAGGAAACCUCUUGACAGAUGGAAGCAACGAAAGGUCAGCUACAGUUUGUUGCGUGAGCUGUUAGGAAUUCUAAUGGAAACGAUGGACUUUUCUAAAAUUGUCUUGUUGUUUUUAUUUUUGUUGUUUUUUCAGCAUCUUGCAUUUUAACAUCAACAAGCAUUAAUCAAAAGGGUACAGAUCUUUACAUUGUGUAUUUAAUAAUGGAUAUGUGUACAUAAAAAGAUUGCCCAUACACUGUCUGGGUCAAAUCCAUUUUAACAAAACUGUAAAAAAUUAAACAAAAAACAUACCUUGAAAUAUCUGUUAUUGGAUCACUUUGGUUACUAUUACAACAACAUAAAAUUAUGUUUGUUUUUUGCAGUUAAGAGUGCAUCCAUCAGUGAUGUUAUUAAAAUAAAUUAAUUGACCUUUUGGGAUUGAUAGGGUGACAUUUAAUCGCAACCUGUUAAUCAUGUACUAGUUUUAGUGUAAAUCUGUACAUUGAAGUGUAAUUUGUUUAUAAUAAUAUAUAUUCAUACAUACUUGUACAGUAUUCAGCUUGAACAUACUACAUCACUGAGUGAAGAGUUUUUAUUGUACUGUAUGUCUCAUGAUGUCUACAUUUAGUUUCUGAGGCUUUCCCUUAAAUGAAUAAAGAAUCUCAUCCCAAAAGGAAUUUCUAACUAUUUUAGCUCCACCUUUAUUUUCAUGUCAA
Gasterosteus aculeatus aculeatus (three-spined stickleback) is the source of this 2732-nucleotide messenger RNA. NCBI's taxonomy places the organism in Eukaryota, Metazoa, Chordata, Actinopteri, Perciformes, Gasterosteidae. The record is from RefSeq and is a predicted model, not a curated record.